Gossypium arboreum is the source of this 2578-nucleotide messenger RNA. RefSeq names its product heat shock 70 kDa protein, mitochondrial. Gene Ontology annotation, molecular function: misfolded protein binding; heat shock protein binding; ATP-dependent protein folding chaperone. The record is from RefSeq and is a predicted model, not a curated record. Bases 491 to 2320 code for a protein of 609 amino acids. Gene Ontology annotation, cellular component: mitochondrion; cytoplasm. Gene Ontology annotation, biological process: protein refolding; cellular response to unfolded protein. The transcript is spliced from 6 exons. Lineage: Eukaryota; Viridiplantae; Streptophyta; Magnoliopsida; Malvales; Malvaceae.
GUCUAAAGAGCGGGCAGCCGAGCCCAUUCCGUUGUUAAUCUAGAACCUUCGAUCACUUGCCAGAAAAUCUCAACCUCAUUACAAAAAACCCUCUAUAAUAAAGCAAAACCCUAAACCCUAGACGCCUCUUCUUCAUUUUAUAUUAACCAACGGAGCACCCUCAUUUCUAUCUCUGUCGAUCCUUCUCGUUCUAUUGCAAUUUAUAGCUAUGGCUGCGGCAGCUCUGCUUCGUUCAUUCCGACGACGGGACGUCGCUGCUUCUCCUCUCUCUGCCUAUAGAUGCUUCGUUGGCCAAUUACUUCAACAAUAUUCCCAGUGAAUGAAAAGGAUGGUGCCUCAUGCUUAAUUGCUUGUUGUGCAGCUUACUAACAAUGGCAAGACCUCAGCGGGAAUUAAUUGGACAAGUUUUUGUAGAGCAUUCAGUUCAAAACCUGCCGGCAAUGAUGUCAUUGGUAUUGAUUUGGGUACGACCAACUCCUGUGUUGCUGUCAUGGAGGGAAAGAACCCCAAAGUUAUUGAGAACUCUGAAGGUGCACGAACGACACCUUCUGUUGUUGCCUUCAACCAAAAGGGAGAGUUACUUGUGGGCACCCCCGCAAAACGUCAGGCUGUGACCAAUCCAACCAACACAGUUUUUGGAACCAAGCGUCUAAUUGGUAGAAGAUAUGAAGAUCCUCAGACGAAAAAGGAAAUGGGAAUGGUUCCUUUCAAGAUUGUCAAGGCUCCCAAUGGAGAUGCGUGGGUUGAGGCAAAUGGGCAGCAAUAUUCUCCUAGUCAAAUUGGGGCAUUUAUUUUGACCAAAAUGAAAGAAACUGCAGAGGCUUAUCUUGGAAAGGGUGUUUCUAAAGCAGUUAUCACUGUUCCAGCUUAUUUCAAUGAUGCCCAGAGGCAAGCAACUAAGGAUGCUGGUAGAAUUGCAGGCCUUGAUGUUGAGAGAAUAAUCAAUGAGCCUACUGCUGCUGCCCUUUCAUAUGGAAUGAACAACAAGGAGGGUCUCAUUGCAGUCUUUGAUCUUGGUGGCGGUACAUUUGAUAUCUCAAUUUUGGAGAUUUCAAAUGGUGUCUUUGAGGUCAAAGCAACAAAUGGUGAUACUUUCUUGGGAGGAGAGGAUUUUGACAAUGCAUUGCUGGAUUUCUUGGUGAGUGAAUUCAAGAGGACUGAGGGAAUUGAUCUUUCAAAGGAUAGGCUUGCACUUCAAAGGCUUCGGGAAGCUGCUGAGAAAGCUAAAAUUGAACUCUCAUCAACAUCGCAGACUGAAAUUAAUCUUCCAUUUAUAACAGCUGAUGCUUCUGGGGCAAAACACUUGAAUAUCACAUUGACCAGAUCAAAGUUUGAAUCUUUGGUAAAUCACUUGAUUGAGAGGACCAAAGCACCUUGUAAGAAUUGCUUGAAAGAUGCUGGCAUUUCCACAAAUGAUGUUGAUGAGGUUCUUCUUGUUGGAGGGAUGACACGUGUACCUAAAGUGCAAGAAGUAGUUUCGGGGAUCUUUGGGAAGAGUCCAAGCAAAGGAGUCAAUCCUGACGAGGCUGUUGCUAUGGGGGCAGCAAUUCAGGGUGGUAUACUUCGUGGGGAUGUUAAAGAGUUGCUUUUGCUUGAUGUAACUCCUUUGUCACUUGGUAUUGAGACACUAGGUGGAAUAUUCACUAGGCUAAUCAACCGGAACACAACCAUUCCAACAAAGAAAAGUCAGGUAUUCUCUACUGCAGCUGAUAACCAGACUCAAGUAGGUAUCAAGGUGCUUCAAGGUGAGCGUGAAAUGGCUACUGACAACAAGCUUUUGGGUGAGUUCGACUUGGUAGGCAUUCCCCCUGCUCCUAGAGGUAUGCCUCAGAUUGAGGUUACAUUUGACAUUGAUGCCAAUGGUAUUGUCACUGUUUCGGCCAAGGAUAAGGCCACUGGUAAAGAACAGCAAAUUACGAUACGUUCCUCUGGUGGUCUCUCGGAGGAUGAGAUUGAGAAGAUGGUCAAAGAAGCUGAGUUGCAUGCGCAGAAGGACCAACAAAGGAAAAGUCUGAUUGAUGUAAAAAACAAUGCAGACACCACUAUUUAUAGUGUAGAGAAGAGCUUGAAUGAGUAUAGGGAGAAGAUUCCUAGUGAAAUUGCAAAAGAAAUUGAGGGUGCUGUUGCAGAUUUGAGGAAGGCAACGGAAGGAGAGGAUGUUGACGAGAUCAAGGCGAAGAUAGAUGCAGCGAAUAAAGCUGUCUCAAAGAUUGGGGAGCACAUGGCUGGUGGUUCUGGUGGUGCCCAAGGUGGUUCUUCUGGAGGUGCUCAAGGUGGUGACCAGGCCCAAGAAGCCGAAUAUGAGGAGGUGAAGAAGUGAAUAAUUAGGCACUGAUUCUGUUCAGUUUGUAUCUUCUAUUUUCUGAUGACCAAUUUAUGAGUGCGAUGCAUGUUUAGAAAUUUCGAUUUUUUGUGAUGUAGACGUCUUUGUUAUACAUAGCGCCAAAAUUAUGCAUGUUAAAUGUCAAAGGCACGAAACUUGAGAGAGUUGUUGAUUUGUUGUAUUAUAUGCAAAUGGUAGCGGGGCAAUAGAACCUGCUUCUUUGAAAGAAAUAGAAGAAACACAAUGUUCGGCGUA